This is a messenger RNA of Eutrema salsugineum, 1094 nucleotides long. RefSeq names its product trihelix transcription factor ASR3. NCBI's taxonomy places the organism in Eukaryota, Viridiplantae, Streptophyta, Magnoliopsida, Brassicales, Brassicaceae. The record is from RefSeq and is a predicted model, not a curated record. The coding region runs from base 137 to 919 and encodes 260 amino acids. The transcript has 2 exons.
CCAAGACAAUCCCUUUCUUCUCCCCUUUCUCCAACACCUACCAAAAGCCUCUCUCUCUCUCUCUCUACACUAAUCUCUCUUUAUCUCUCUCUCUCUCUCUCUAGUUCUUGAUUUAUUCCAAGAUUUCAAGAAACACAUGGCUGACCAAAGUGGUGGGCUGGUUAUGAUGAGAGAGUACAGAAAAGGGAAUUGGACAUUGAAUGAGACGAUGGUGCUCAUUGAAGCCAAGAAGAUGGAUGAUGAGAGGAGGAUGCGGCGGUCCAUCGGCCUUCCACCGCCGGAGAUGCAGCAAGAUAGCCGGAGCAGUAGUAAUAAACCGGCGGAGCUACGGUGGAAAUGGAUAGAAGAUUACUGUUGGAGAAAAGGUUGUAUGAGGAGUCAGAAUCAGUGCAAUGACAAGUGGGACAAUCUCAUGAGAGAUUACAAAAAGGUCAGAGAGUACGAGAGACGGAGGGUAGAAUCGUCUUUUGCUUCUUCAUCUUCUUCAUCUUCAGCUGCAGAAACCGGUUCGUAUUGGAGUAUGGAGAAGAGCGAGAGGAAAGAGAGGAACUUGCCGAGUAAUAUGUUGCCUCAGACAUACCAAGCGUUGUACGAAGUGGUGGAGAGUAAAACGCUCCCUUCCUCAACCGCUGCAACCGCUGUAACCGCUGCAGUCGCCGCUGCCGCUGCCGCCAUUGGAAGUGGAAACGGUUCGAGCGGUGGACUAGAAAUCCAAAAAGCGAUACAACAACAACAACAACAAGGUUUAGGAUCUGUUGUUCCGAAACAUCAAAUGACGAUUCAGCCUCCUCCUGUUAUAUUACCUCUUCAGCCGCCACCGUCUCAACCGCCGCAGCCGCUACCACGACCGCUUCUUCUGCCACCGCCUCCACCGCCUUCUUUUCAUGCUCAGCCAAUACUGCCCACAGUAGAAGGAUAGUAGCUCAGAUUCUGAUACGAGUGAGUAUUCAGACACAUCUCCGGCGAAGCGAAGGAGAACAAUUCCGACCGAACCCGCAGGUCCAAGCGGCGGCGGUGGCGUAAACGCCGAAUCGGAAGAAGCAGUGGCGGCUGCGUUAUCAAGAAGUGCGUCUGUGAUCGCAAACGCGAUUAAG